AUGAACGAGGCAAUUCAAAGCGAGGAGACAGCAAGAAUUCUCCAGAAUCAAAGAACAAUCCUGGAACAAAAUGCCAAGAUAUUGGCAUUCCAAGAGACCUUCACAAAAGAGAACGGAAGCACGGCAAAUGCGAAAAGUGUUGUGCCGGCCAUUGUAAAGGUGAGUUCAAAUGACAAAAAGUUUAUGAAUUUUACCACAAUGCAUCAAGCUGUACAUCACUCUGUCUACAACCAGUAAUUCCUUACUAUCACCAUUUCAUAUCUAAAACAAUUGUGCAGUUCAAAGUACGAAAAUUAACGUUUUUUGAGAAGUAUAAAACAGUACAGUUUUAUUUUGUUCAUGGGUUUUUGAAAUUAUUUUUACCUUUUGAAGUAGAAAUUAAAGUUUAACCUACUAGAGAACAUUUGUAUAUAUUGUAUAUACAUGUAUACUUUUUGCUUAAAGUGUUUAUACAACGAAAUUUCCGACAUCGUUUUUUUCCUCGCAAAUCUGAAAAUAUAAUCUUUUCUGAUCAAUUAAUAUAUAUAUAUAUAUAUUAUGGUGUAAUAUGUUAGUGCGUCUUGACGUAAAUUAGGCUUAAAGUGAAGCAGUAGAUGCGAAUUUGUCCGCCAUUUUGUGUGAUGUCACAAGUAGGACCAUGUAGACGCCAUUAAUGUAAAAUAAAUACAGUGUUGGGAAGAAAGCAUCAUUUACGAACCUUUUUCGCGGAAAUAUCGAAAGUUAUUGAACCAAAAUGUCUGACCGUCAAUCCGAAAGUAUCUGGGCCUAAUUUGUCUGCAGAUGAGAGCUCAAAUGGUGAAAAUUACGGUGUUGUGGAUAUGCAUCCUGACGGCAAUGCUCCAUAUCAAGAUGAACCUCUCGCUAUCGUAGGACAAGAUUACAACUUUAGGUUUGAAGAAGACAGAGAUGGCAUUUCCCCAGAAACACUAGAAGCAAGGUUUACGAAGAUAUAUGUCCA
Molecule: messenger RNA, 958 nt
Organism: Paramuricea clavata
Lineage: Eukaryota; Metazoa; Cnidaria; Anthozoa; Malacalcyonacea; Plexauridae
Source: the annotation of a GenBank genome assembly